Molecule: messenger RNA, 1320 nt
Organism: Carassius carassius (crucian carp)
Lineage: Eukaryota; Metazoa; Chordata; Actinopteri; Cypriniformes; Cyprinidae
Exons: 2
Coding region: 202-1320 (372 amino acids)
Source: RefSeq, a predicted model, not a curated record
GUGCAGCAGCAGUAAUUCGGACAGUGUGGUGUCAGUCAGGCAGCAGUGCAGGCAGCACGAGGAAAAAACACGAGGCGGGAUUCUCGCGCGCCAGACUCAGGCUAGUCUGUCAUCCCGAGCCGUUGUAUCCCCUCCUAUCCUUCGGUUCCUCACUUAUGUGUUUGCCUGAGCCCAUACCAGGGGGGUGUGAGAUGGCAAUUAAUGGCCUCCAGUGGAGCUGAAGACAAAAGGAAUGGGGCAUCACGGUCAGCCCUCGUCAUCCAAGCCAAGUCUGCAGUAGUACAUUCACCCAAUGCACGAGGCUCCUUCAACAUUGGAAGAAAGAGACUGCAGGGCAGUGUGGGUGAUUCAGUGCCUCAUCCAAAUGUGAAAGUGCUGUAUGAUAAGCCCUACUCUGUCUCAGGGAUCCCCACACAACGUGCCUGUCCUCACGUGCCUACCAUAACAGUCAGCCGCAUACAGAGCACAAGUGCAAGUUCUUUGAAUGGUGCUAGUAAUGGUUUAAGGACACACAGUGUUUUAUCUAAGAGCUUGCCACAUAUUAACGCUGCUCCCGCUGCAUGCCAUAGCUACCGGCAAUCCCACUGGAACCUUGAUUCAUUUCGGUUCAAGUCAGGGCUGUUAGGAAAGAGAGCCUUUUCGCCUCAGCUGUCUGUCUGUCCUGCUUCUCCCUCUCCACCCAAGUCGUCUUCUCAAAGAGUCAUAAUUGAGAAAAGCAUGCCUACUAAUCAGUCUUUGCCUUGGACGAGCAACAAGCUCAGGGAUAACAGCAUUGGAGUUGUGCGGCCCCCAAAUGCCAAAAUGCUCUCAUACUCUAAACAAGAGACUGGUGUUGGUGAAGCUCCUCAGAGAGUGACAAAUAUAAACUCUGAGGCAGAGUUCACUGCCACCGUCGUGCAAAAACUCACCCCAAAAAAUGUACAUGCAAGACACCGUACACUCAACGGUCUGAGCAACAUAAAGCAUCUCACAGGUAGUACUGUAUCCAUCUGCCUUAUUAAUGAAGAUGAGGAGUCUUGUUUUGCACCUAUGGAAACCAACAGUGCCCUCAGUUUUGAUAUAACUGAUGAGAAGUGCCCCUCUGCUGUUCUGUGUGAUGGUAAGACGCAGGGAGGUGUUUGUGCCAUUCCAGAGGCGACUGGCCACAAUAUGGCCUCUCUUCAGUCGCCGUCUGUUUACACAGUGACAAACCAGAUAUCUGCCAUUCAGCUCACAAAAGAGGAAUGCUGUCAGGCCUCUAAGGUGGACACCAGCCCCAUGACACUUGAAGAGGAGGAGGAUCGUCAUGAGAUUCAGAGGUGUGCACACUUACUCAAUUAA